Ochlerotatus camptorhynchus is the source of this 2551-nucleotide messenger RNA. It is a transcript of the gene orion, whose product is annotated as orion. The record is from RefSeq and is a predicted model, not a curated record. NCBI's taxonomy places the organism in Eukaryota, Metazoa, Arthropoda, Insecta, Diptera, Culicidae. Bases 368 to 2356 code for a protein of 662 amino acids. The transcript is spliced from 6 exons.
ACAAACGUGUUUUAUUCGCUUCGCGUGUAGAUUUUGAUCGCCGUGUGCGUGUGUCAUUUUUGUUGUGUAGCUGGAGCAAACUUUGCUUAGCAUUUGGCACAGUUUCCGCUGCAUCGGUUGCAAAUUAAAAAUAGGUGGAAUAAGUAAAAUCGUGAGAAUAAGUCGGAUUUUUUAGACAGAUCCGGGGUUCGUGAAAGUUAGCUCAUUCAAAUUUCGUCAAACCGACUGGUGUGUAUUUGUUCACUACAACAGAACAGGCUCUGCAGUGUGUCCCACCAUUGGCGAGCGAGCGACUUCUAUAGGGUGUGCGAGGUAGUAUCCAGUUGGAAUCGAUCGUGAACGGACGACGCGCAAUGAACUAACAACGAUGAAGUGGCCGUCAACAGUGCUCGUGGUGGUGAUCGCGGUGAUCCUUAGCUUUAGUCGGGGAUCGGAGGCCGCCCGGAAGUUGAAGGGAUCCACGGAUGUGGACGCCCUCAGGCAGCGGUACUAUGAACUGGAAAAUCGCGCCUGGACGAUCGUCAAUCAGAUCGACAAAGUCGACAACCAGAAGGAGGAAGAUCGACGGCUGCAGAGGAACAUUAUCCUGAAGGAGCUGAUCGACAUCUACUCCGGAUUUGCAAACGAUGAGCUGGGACCGGAGAACACCUACGAUGAGGAUGAUUACUUUAUACUGAAGCGCUUCUACGAGUGGCAGCUGCUGGAGCAGGAUCUGAUCAACGUGCACAAGUUGUUCGAUGCUAUUCGGCAGUUUAUGCGGAACAAGAAUCAACUGCCCGGGGAGGAUGCGGACUUUGAGCUGGCCAGCAUGGACAUCACCGAUACGGUGCUGGGCGAUCCGCACUUCCCGGUGAACGCAACGCUGGAGGAGAUCGAUCGGAUCAUGAUUCGCCAGGGGAUGUACUACAAGGCGCAAUUGGAGGCCAAAUCGACGAUCUGCAGCUUUGGGCUUUCGGCCCAGCAGGUUCUCUAUCAGCUGUACAAUGCCAUCUCCAUCACCGAAUUAAAAGGCUACUCGAUGAUGCAGUUCUCGUGGAUGCUACUGAAAACCUACGGGAAAGGCAACUUCACCACGGAAGCCAAGCUGAUGCGCCGUCGGUUCGAGGAUCGAACCAACCGCACCCAGAAUCUGCUGCAACGGGUCAUGGCUCAGGCCAGCCGCGAGUACUGGCGCUGCGAUCCGGAACGCAACCAGCACAAGGAGGGCGAAACCUUCGUCCAGAUGACGCGCCUUCUGCAGGGCUACAUCGAGAACGAAGUCGACAUGAACACGGACAACACUUGCAAGGAGAACUGUGCCCACUACAGUUGGGGCGUCCGGCAGGAGCAGUGCUACAAGGAUCUCUACUGCUCCAAACAGACCAAGUGCGCCGGCAAGAUGUACAGCUGCGAUUAUGUCGAUUCUGACAUGUGGAUAUGCCCGGCAGCCACGAGCAGCAACCGGAGAUACGAGUAUAUCGAGUACGAGAACGGUAUGGUCCUCGGGCAGAAGACACAUUGCACCCGGGGAUCCACCAAGGUCGAUUCCUGGUGGCGUUGGCUGUUCUGGCACUGCAGCUACUGCUUCUGCUUGUGCGACGAUGCCGGACCUAAGUCCGAUCGGUACAUCAACAUGCGGGAAUCGGUGUCCGAUGUCAUGAACAAUAAAGUCGUCACGGGAUUACGAUUUGUCAAGAAGAACCGAAUCAUCCACCUGAUGGUACAGCAGGGAAAACUACUUCCUCGAGGUCAGAUCGACAACGGCACUCUGGAAUGGGUUGAACCGGACGAUUAUAACAUCCUGUCGCCGAACGUUCGAGCCAAGGUGGAUUACAAUGUUAUGAACCACGACAACCGAAUCAUGGAUCUGGAUGACAUUCUGCUGCAGCCACCUUACGUCGUAACCGGCGUUCGUUUCCGAAUGCUGGGAACACACAUGAACCUGGAAGUCCGCAUGACCGAAAUGGACUUUGGGGCGGGUAAACUGAUGGAUCCGGACAAGAGCAUCUGGGUGGGCAGCGACAAAACGGAACACAGCGAUGACAAGAGAACCGAAUUCAAGCUGGACCGACCGCACAUCCCGAUCCUCUCCCCCACCAAGUCCGUCCCGGAUACGGAAUCGAACCAGUUCAUCCGCUUCCGCGAGAGCGAUCGUGGCAUGGACGCUUCCCAAUCGACGGUGCCCUACUUCGAUGCCCAACCGGUGGUUCCGGCCAAGCACACUCCGCUCGGUGGCUGUGGACUUUUCCAUAAGGGACGACCCAAGUUCGGUGGAUUCAUGGCCCCGCGGGUGUUCACCUACGAUGUUGGACCGCACGUGCAACAGCCGUUGGAUCAGGUGAACGAAGAGGAAAGGCGUCGCUAUUUGGAAGGCUGAAAGUUCUGCCGCCAACCAGCAGCAUCACCAAGUCAAUGAACGAACGAAUGUGUGUAAACCGAUAGACUUUAGAAUACCGUGUCGAUCCAGUUAAAAUCAAAAUCAAAAUUGACAUUAAUUUAAUCUCCUAUGUAAUGUAGAGUAUUACGCUAGUUGAGAAGUGAGAAGCUGUGUGUAAUAAAUUACUCCCAACAG